Setaria italica (foxtail millet) is the source of this 1947-nucleotide messenger RNA. Its product is annotated as ankyrin repeat-containing protein At2g01680. Bases 141 to 1721 code for a protein of 526 amino acids. The record is from RefSeq and is a predicted model, not a curated record. The transcript has 3 exons. Gene Ontology annotation, cellular component: plasma membrane. Gene Ontology annotation, molecular function: protein phosphatase 1 binding; protein phosphatase regulator activity. NCBI's taxonomy places the organism in Eukaryota, Viridiplantae, Streptophyta, Magnoliopsida, Poales, Poaceae.
AUAGGAGGCAGAGCCCAGAGCACCCAGCAAAGCAAACCGAGUCCACACCACCAGUCCACCGCACCACCAAUCAAUCAGGGCAUCAGGCACCAGAGUGACAGCGGCGGCAACGCCCACGCGGCCGCCGGAGCCGGAGCCCGAUGGAUCUCCCGCCGCUCUCCCACCAGGCGCUCUUCGCGGCGGUACGAUCCGCCGACGCGGCCGCCGUCCGCGCGCUCCUGGCCGACGCCGAGGCCUCGGGCACCUCCCUGGCCGCGCUCGCCGCCGCGCAGACGGACGCCGGGGAGACCGCGCUCUACGUCGCCGCGGAGGCCGGGAGCGAGGAGGUCGUCCGCCUCCUCCUCCCGCUCUACGACCUCGAGGCCGCCACCGUCCGCUCCCGCAUCGACCUCGACGCCUUCCACGUCGCCGCUAAGCAGGGGCACACCGGGGUUGUGAAAGAGUUCCUGGGGCGGUGGCCGGAGCUUUGUUCAGUCUGCGACUCUUCCAAGACCAGCCCCCUUUACUCCGCCGCGGUCAAGGACCACUUGGAUGUGGUAAAUGCUAUACUGGACACUGAUGAUAGCUGCAUAAGGAUUGUGCGGAAAAAUGGGAAGACGUCACUGCAUACUGCUGCAAGAAUCGGAUACCAUCGCAUUGUCAAAGCGCUCAUAGAGAGGGAUCCAGGUAUCGUUCCAAUAAGGGAUAGGAAGGGGCAAACUGCACUUCACAUGGCUGUGAAAGGUAAAAAUACAGAUGUAGUGGAAGAGUUACUGAUGGCUGAUGUUUCCAUCCUCAAUGUGCGUGACAAGAAGGGAAAUACAGCUUUGCAAAUAGCUACACGAAAAUGGAGGCCUCAGAUGGUACAACUUCUGCUUAGCUAUGAGACACUUGAAGUCAAUGCUGUCAAUAGUCAAAAUGAAACAGCUAUGGAUUUGGCUGACAAAGUUCCUUAUGGUGAGUCUAAAACGGAAAUAAUAGAGUGGCUGACAGAGGCUGGUGCAAAGAAUGCAAGAAAUGUGGGGAAAAUUGAUGAGGCAUCAGAACUAAGGAGAACUGUGAGUGAUAUCAAGCACAAUGUUCAGGCGCAGCUUAGUGAGAACGCUAAGACCAAUAAACGAGUGACGGGGAUUCGCAAAGAGUUGCAGAAACUACACAGAGAAGCUAUUCAGAACACCAUCAAUUCAGUUACCAUGGUAGCAACCCUGAUUGCCUCCAUUGCGUUUGUUGCCAUAUUCAAUCUGCCAGGUCAAUACUUCCAGGAUGUGAAUGAUGGGGGAGACAUCGGUGAGGCCCAUAUAGCCAAACUCACUGGUUUCCGUGUCUUCUGUCUUCUGAAUGCCACCGCCCUUUUCAUUUCCCUCGCGGUGGUCGUCGUGCAGAUCACCUUGGUCGCCUGGGAAACUGGCGCCCAGAAGCAAGUUAUCAAGAUUGUAAAUAAGCUCAUGUGGACCGCGUGCCUUAGCACAGGGGCGGCUUUCAUCUCACUAGCCUAUGUUGUAGUUGGCCCACAACAUGCCUGGAUGGCCUUCACCAUAUCAGCCAUCGGAGGUCCGAUCAUGAUCGGAACCCUCCUGUUCCUAGCCUAUCUGUUGUUGCGUCCACGAUUCAAGUUUGGCGAUGACAGACAGCGUCGCAUCAAGAGGGCUAGUGGCAGCAAGUCCUUCUCCUGGUCACUCCAUGAGGGGCUUUCAGAUCUGGAAGCCUUCUCUGAUCAUGACAAGAAAAUCUAUGCCCUGUAGGGAGUAACAGUAACUGCAAUUGUUGUAGCUGCAUGUAACAUUAAGAAGAGGCAAUUGUGAGAAUACAGAUGGUCCAUGUAUAUAUUUGUUGUAGCUGUUUUAGGUCUGUGGUCAGGCACCAAAAUUAGACCUUUCUCCCAAGAGACAUGGCUUGUGUACUUGGGGACUUAUGCUGAUGUACAGUACCUGAGAAUGAAGAGCUGCACCUACUGGAGUGUUGCAAGUA